Nerophis lumbriciformis (worm pipefish) is the source of this 1456-nucleotide messenger RNA. It is a transcript of the gene cenpo, whose product is annotated as centromere protein O. NCBI's taxonomy places the organism in Eukaryota, Metazoa, Chordata, Actinopteri, Syngnathiformes, Syngnathidae. The record is from RefSeq and is a predicted model, not a curated record. Gene Ontology annotation, cellular component: Mis6-Sim4 complex; kinetochore.
GGGGCGUAACCUGUCUACAUUGACGACAAACAGCCGCCAAAAUCAAACUUUUGUUAGCCGAGUGUCUUUUAUAAAGUCCUUCCAAAGGGCGUUCGUCCAACAAAAUUGAUAUAUUGAACCUCACCAAGGAUGGAAGCGCCAAAAGGUGUUUUAAGUCACCUGUGUACGCUGGAGGUGCGGGCGAGGAGCCGGAAUGCUCAACCCGCGCAGCGGAGUCGAGUGAAGGAGCUUCGGGCCCGAGUGGAGGCGCUGACCGCCCAGAGAGACCUGCUGAGGGCCGACCUCCGGACAUACAAGGACAUAGAGAAGCGCAGGAGGCGGCUGGACGAUGCGUGUGCAGGAGGAGAAGAAGAAGAAGGAAUGGACUCUGAGGAUGCUGAGAAGUCCCAACUCCUGCAGCUGAUGGCCAGACAGACGCAGCUGACGGCGCUCCUGCACGCUCAUCAAGUGAUCGGCGGCUACGACGUCGUCAGCACCCGCCAGGGCAAAGGCGUGUGCGUGACGCUGGCCACGGCCUUCGAGGGCACGUACCUGGACUCCUUCAAGCUGGAGAUGGACCUCAGGCCCACGCUGAGGAUCAGUCGCCACAACGUGCCCCCGUUCAUCUCCCUGAGCCAGCACGGCGACUCGCAGGCCGACGCCAGGGGCUUCCUGGACGCGCUCAGCACGCGUCUCAACGCCUUCGCCGGACGCAAGCAGCAGCUGAAGCUUGUGAAGGAGCUCCACAAGUCCGUCCGGGUGAUGGAGAGCAACCUGCUGUGUUCCAUCCUGGUGCUGAUGCUGACCCAGACCACCGCCAAGACCGCCGUGCUCUGCACCAUGGACUACUUGGACCAGCAACGAUGUCUUCCCACCAGCGUCCGCUUCCACUCUCAAGACGAGGAGCUCCCAGAUUGUCCCGAGUGGAAAAACAACUGCAGCCUCCUGAUGGAGACGCCGCUCCACCGAGCGUUGACCACCAUGAAGGACAUGGGUCACAUUGUUUGAGUCUCGCUAAUAAAAAAAAUAUUCUGCUUUCAAGCUAGAGAAGUUCCUCCAUGAAGACUUCCAGUUGGUUCUUGCGUUCCAGCUGGUGGAUGAAGUCCGUCACCUUCUUGUGUAAAGAUUCCCUCCGCGAGGUCUUCAGCCUUUCUCGCCGAUCCCUUGCUUCUCGUUGCCGUCUGGCCGCUUCUCUCUCCGAGAUGGCGUCGAUUUGGGCGAUGCUUUUCAUCUGCAGGAAGGACAAGGUCCUCUGGAUCUGACCCGGGGGGGCGGACACCGAGCGCUGCCGCCGGUCCUCAUCCCGCCGUCUUUCGUCCUCGGACGUGCCGACGCGCUGGACUAUUUCUUUCAUGGCCGCGUUCACGGUGGCUUUGGGCUGGCAGGCCUUCACCAUCGUCACCUUUCUGUGUUCGCUCGCCAGCAGGUGGCGCCGCUGGCGGAGCGUCCUGCACGUGCACCUGAACUCUUUCUCCAG